Molecule: messenger RNA, 994 nt
Organism: Sorex fumeus (smoky shrew)
Lineage: Eukaryota; Metazoa; Chordata; Mammalia; Eulipotyphla; Soricidae
Gene: NTAN1
Product: N-terminal asparagine amidase
Exons: 10
Coding region: 50-979 (309 amino acids)
Biological process (GO): ubiquitin-dependent protein catabolic process
Cellular component (GO): nucleus
Molecular function (GO): protein-N-terminal asparagine amidohydrolase activity
Source: RefSeq, a predicted model, not a curated record
GCGGGGGCGGGGGCGCCGCCUCCCUGGGCCUCGGGCGGCCGCCGGCGAGAUGCCGCUGCUCGCGGAGGGCCGGCGGGUGCGGCUGCCGCAGGCCGCGGGGGACCUGGCCCGCGCCCACCCGCGGCUGGAGGAAAGAGCCAGACUGCUCAGAGCUCAGUGCGUUCAGCAAGUGGGACCCCAGGGCCUUCUGUAUGUUCAGCAAAGGGAGCUGGCAGUGACCUCCCCCGAGGAUGGCUCCAUCUCCGUUCUGGGCUCUGACGAUGCCACCACUUGUCACAUUGUGAUCCUGAGACACACAGGUAGCGGCGCCACCUGCCUGACCCACUGCGACGGCUCAGACACCAAGGCCGAGGUGGCCUUGAUCAUCAGCUCUGUCCGGGCCUUCUCCGAGCACUCACAGUGUGGAAGGCUGGAGGUGCACCUCGUGGGCGGCUUCAGCGACGACAGGCAGCUGUCUCAGAAGCUCACACAUCAGCUGCUCAGUGAAUUUGACAGACAAGAGGACGACAUCCACUUGGUGACAUUAUGUGUGACAGAGCUAAACGACCGGGAGGAGAACGAGAACCACUUUCCGGUCAUUUACGGCAUUGCUGUGAACAUCAAAACAGCCGAGAUUUACCGUGCAUCCUUCCGAGAUCGCGGCCCCGAGGAGCAGCUGCGUGCGGCGCGGGCCCUCACGGGAGGCCCGAUGGUUAGCAUUUACGAUGCCAAGACAGAACAACUUCGGAUAGGACCGUAUUCCUGGAUGCCAUUUCCACAUGUGGAUUUCUGGUUGCAGCAAGAUGACAAGCAAAUACUAGAGAACCUCUCCACGUCCCCCCUGGCGGAGCCCCCGCACUUCGUGGAGCACAUCAGGUCCACUCUGAUGUUCCUGAAGAAGCACCCCUCCCCCACAGGCGCGCUCUUCCCUGGAAACAAAGCUUUGCUCUACAAGAAGAACCAGGACGGCUUGUGGGAAAAGGUCCCCCCGGGAAGCUAGAGCUGGGGGGGCUGA